GGUUCCCAAGAGAAACCGAACCGAUUUAUAUUCCGUAACGUCUAUAAUAAUAUUUACGCGCUCCUCAAUGUUUUGAAUUUAUCUUUCAAAGCCGAUCGUCGCUUUCCUCACUGUCUCUAUAGAGAAAAAGAAAAAGGAAAAACCUCAAUCCCACAUUUCUCUUCUUUCGAUCUCCUUUUCCUCACCAACCGCUAUUCAAACCCUAAGAUUUGAUGAAGAUGAAGACCAAGACGCCAUUGAAGCAGCUCAAGCUCUCUGUUCCCGUUCAAGAAACUUCCAUCCGUUCUUUCCUGACUGCAAGUGGAACAUUUCAUGAUGGCAAUCUACUCCUGAAUCAGAAAGGAUUGCGGCUUAUAUCUGAAGAGAAAGAAUCGCAGACUACAGAUUCUAAGGAGCUUGAUGUUGAUUUCUCGCUGGAAGAUCUAGAGACUGUGAAAGUUAUUGGGAAAGGAAGUGGAGGUGUAGUACAACUUGUUCGACACAAAUGGGUUGGAAAAUUUUUUGCCUUAAAGGUAAUCCAGAUGAACAUACAAGAGGAUAUCCGUAAACAGAUAGUACAGGAACUGAAAAUAAAUCAAGCAGCACAAUGUUCACAUAUUGUGGUCUGCUAUCAUUCUUUCUACCACAACGGUGCCAUUUCUCUUGUGCUAGAAUACAUGGAUCGUGGUUCUUUAGCCGAUGUAGUCAGACAAGUCAAAACAAUUCUUGAACCAUAUCUCGCAGUUGUUUGUAAACAGGUUUUACAAGGUCUGGUAUACUUGCAUCAUGAGCGACAUGUUAUACACAGAGACAUCAAGCCAUCCAAUCUACUUGUGAACCAUAAAGGUGAGGUCAAAAUCACUGAUUUUGGAGUAAGUGCAAUGCUAGCAAGUUCUAUGGGUCAGAGAGAUACAUUUGUAGGGACUUACAAUUACAUGUCGCCUGAACGAAUUAGCGGGGGAACAUAUGACUACAGCAGUGAUAUAUGGAGUUUGGGUUUGGUAGUACUUGAAUGUGCAAUUGGAAGGUUUCCUUAUUUGCAAUCUGAAGAGCAGCAAAGUUGGCCAAGCUUUUAUGAACUCCUUGAGGCAAUUGUAGCAAAGCCACCGCCUUCAGCUCCACCGGAUCAAUUCUCCCCUGAGUUCUGUUCUUUCGUUUCUGCUUGCAUAAAGAAGGACCCAAAAGAAAGAUCAUCAUCAUUAGAUCUUCUGAAUCAUCCUUUCAUCAAGAAAUUCGAAGAUAAAGACAUUGACGUCGGGAUUCUCGUCGCCAGCUUGGAUCCACCGGUAAGUUUUCCCAGACAACAACAACAAUAACAAUAAUCAUAAAACAUUUGUGUUUAAUGUAACAUUUUAGAAGGAAAAAGAAAAAAAAAAAAAAAAAAGGAAUUUACAAUCUGUUUCUUUCUACCUUUUGUGUGUAAUAUGCUUUUUUGCCUCGUAAAACAUGGAAUGUUUGGUUGUCACAUUAGUGAUUUCGUAAUGUCAAUCUUAAUCAGCCAGAAAUAUUUGUAAGAUUUUCUUGGGUUUAUUUAUUUAUUUAUUUCUUUUGUAAAAACAUAAAAUGAAACUAAUUAGGUAAGGAAAUUAAACUUAAACUUAACGAAGAAGUUCCCAGGAAAAAAUUCAUGUUUGAUUGAUUUUUUUUCUCCACAAACCUAAUUCUUCACGACACAAAACUGCUAAUUUAAAACAAAUU
Cucumis melo (muskmelon) is the source of this 1677-nucleotide messenger RNA. Its product is annotated as mitogen-activated protein kinase kinase 6. The transcript has 8 exons. The record is from RefSeq and is a predicted model, not a curated record. Bases 213 to 1295 code for a protein of 360 amino acids. Gene Ontology annotation, molecular function: protein serine/threonine kinase activity; ATP binding. Gene Ontology annotation, cellular component: cytoplasm. NCBI's taxonomy places the organism in Eukaryota, Viridiplantae, Streptophyta, Magnoliopsida, Cucurbitales, Cucurbitaceae. Gene Ontology annotation, biological process: protein phosphorylation.